This is a messenger RNA of Ceraceosorus bombacis, 1721 nucleotides long. NCBI's taxonomy places the organism in Eukaryota, Fungi, Basidiomycota, Exobasidiomycetes, Ceraceosorales, Ceraceosoraceae. The record is from the annotation of a GenBank genome assembly.
AUGUCCCUUCAAAUGCACGGCCUCACCGUCCGAGCUGCGCUCACAUCAUUGGAUGGGCGAUCAGCCAAGUUUCUCGCGAUUCAUGACAUCCAUCCCAUUCGUCACGGCUGCGACAUUUCUGACGGCGACGUUGGCAAGCAUUCUACGAUUCCUCGAAGAGGCGGCGACGCAGAUGAGAGCGAAAGCGAAGAGGAAGCAGAAGAGCUGCAAGCUGGUCACCAGAACCGUCACAGCGGUCGUACAGCGAGCCCCAUGCACGAAAAGGUUCCUUGUUCGGUGUCGGCCAGCUAUGUCGCACCGAUCGAGGAGGAUAUGAUGUGGAUAGUCGAGUAUAGCCCUGUUGAAGCUGGCUUUAGGUGCCCUGUUCCUUUUAUGGUCUACGUCGAGCAUACCAAUGCGGAUGGCGAUGAGCUGUUCCGCAGAGUCAACUUUAAGGAUCCCCUCCUGCGUCGACAAAACAUCGAACUAGGACGUUUGGCUGGAGAGAUCAAAGGCCAUCUGUAUGCCUUUAGCACUUCUGCAUCUGUGAGUCUCACUUUCCAAAGAUGUCUCCAACCUCGGCUGACGCAGCAUUCCACCAACACCGCUACUUCGCUGACAGACGACGACAUUCUCCAUCUAUUUGGGUCUCGCUUCUAGACGCAAUGGGAGAGAUGUGCAAUGGGCCGACAGUCCGUGCCACAAGUUCAAGCUGCUCCACAUCGAAGGUGAUGCUCAGCUGACCGGAGAAGAAUUGAGUCUUCAAACCAAUUCGCAGUCGAUUCCUCCAGUCGGGCUAGAUGAGGGCGUUCAAGUCGACCAGCGCGGUGGACUUUUGGGCUCUUCGCCCGGCAAGCGCAAACGCACGACCGAUGACGAGAUCAACGUCUCGGCCUUGUUGCAGCGUCAAGGAGCGCCUCGUCCAUCUGAUCGUUGCAAUAGUACUGCUACAGAUGUGGAACCCGUACGAGCUUCCUUGGAGCGCACCGUCAUCGAGUUGAGCUCCACUACAAACGGCUCCGGCUUCCUCGAGGCUUUGGACUCGAAGGAGCAGGUGAAGAUAUGUAAGGUCAGGCAAGCUGAAGAGGACGACAGCGUGGAGGAGCAGGGUUUCUUGCCUAGAAGGACCGCAGCUCAGCUUGCGGCGCUUGAAGACGACAAGGCGCAGAUGGCGAGGGCUAUGGCGAGGGCUCAUGCGCAGGAUACGAUCGACGACGAGCAGGAUGAGGACUCGGCCAUCGUCAAGCCCGAAAUGGAACAGCAGCGUAGACGCGCUGACCAAGCAAAUUCUGGCAAAAGCAUCCUCGAGAAGUGCCUGAGGGACGAAGCGGACAAGCAUCAGCGCUUGCGCAAGAUUUGGGCGCGUCAGUGAGUCUCAAGAGCCGAGGUGGCAUUGCCUGCCCGUGAUCAGCGCCCUCUAUUCUGAGAGUCCUGCUUUUCUUUUUCGCAGGGGCGAAAUUCCGGAUGCGAAAGCAGAGGAGAAGGAUGCAGCGAUUCGUCGACACACCAUUUCGAUGGAGAACAAGGAGAAGAAGCAUCAAGCUCACUUGCGCAAGAUAGACGAAAAGUUCGAAGAGGAGCAACAGCACCUGAAUGCGGAACGCGAGAGACUUCAAGAUGAGUGGGAACAGGCAAAGUUGGAUGUCAGGGCUACUAGAAGCAGAUUCAACUUGCCCGAUGUUACGCCCGUCGUCGACCUGCUUGCCGACGACUCUGGAGACGAAGAGCGAAUGCAAGCAUAG